AUCAAACAUGAGCCAAAUUCUCUACGUUUUCUGCGCUUUUGUGCUGUUAUCCUGCUUAGAGGAGCAGGUUUUGGCGCCGGGACCCUUGUUGGCCACUGAACACGAACAAACCACAAUAAUCGUUACGCCUGAUUG
Messenger RNA from Opisthorchis viverrini, 135 nucleotides. RefSeq lists its product as hypothetical. NCBI's taxonomy places the organism in Eukaryota, Metazoa, Platyhelminthes, Trematoda, Opisthorchiida, Opisthorchiidae. The annotation marks the transcript as partial. The record is from RefSeq and is a predicted model, not a curated record. The transcript is spliced from 2 exons.